Racocetra persica is the source of this 616-nucleotide messenger RNA. The record is from the annotation of a GenBank genome assembly. NCBI's taxonomy places the organism in Eukaryota, Fungi, Glomeromycota, Glomeromycetes, Diversisporales, Gigasporaceae.
AAUGUAUUCGAAGAAGUGAACAGUUACUGUAAACCGAUCAAGAAUGAGAUUAUCUUAUUUGGUGGACCACAUUCUGGGUUAUCAGAAGGUGUCAAGAUAUGCACUGCCUUUUUCAAGAGUAUCGAUCUCGGGGUAUCUAGUACAUUAACACUCACAGAAUCUUAUCGCAAUCGAAGGGGUUUAGGACCAGGCCACCUCUCGAUCAGAGAUUUAUACCCUGAGCAUUAUCAUGCUAGGGAUGAGCCAAGAGAAGCCCAACAGAUGUGGAUCUUGAUGGCUUAUAAUUCUAUUGGUAAACUUCUACGCGGUGAAAUCGAAUCAGAUGUUGGUAAUGAACCAAUAGUAAUUUAUGAAAGAAGUCCAGGAUGUGUGAAUACUUUUAACCGAGCAUAUCGUAUAUCCACAUUUCCAUUAAAUGAUUUGUAUAAACCACAUGAUUCAAAUCGACUUGAUAUACAUAUAUCUCCUGAAGAUAAUGAGUAUGCGUUCACAAUGACUAACGAUCGCAGAUCAUAUUCCUCUGACAUACAGAAAGCCUACAGACAAACUUAUGAAUUAUAUGAAAAAUACUCACACUUAGAAUAUCCUAACAAAGUAAUUGUGAAGAAUGACUUUA